AUGCAACCUUUCCUUUUCAGAGCCUCUUCUUCUCUCACUCGACCAUCCUGCGGCGGUUUCACAUCAACAAUUGCGGUCUCUUAUUCUUAUAGGGCAUUGUCUGAUAGGGCGGACGAAUGCUUGCUGAAGAAUAAGUUUGGAGAGUUCUAUAAACGAUUUUACUCGGCUGUCUCUGGGGAUGCGGGGCCGAUGAAGAAGGGCGCUGGCGGUGGCGAGGGAAAUAGGGCAAUAGGGUCUGGUGAAGCAAGAGAGACACGUUCGAAGGCUCGGAGAAGGAGAAGGCAGAAAUUGGCUUUUAUUUAUGAAAGUGGGCUUCUGGACGCGGGGACGAAAGGGCAAUCUUCACUGCUACAACCUUCACAGUUACAGCCUUCACCGCUACAACCUCCACCAAUACAACCUCCACCAAUACAAUCCCCGCCAAUACAAUCCCCGCCAAUAAAACCUCCGCCGAUACGACCUCCACCGAUACAACUACCACCGCCUCCCCAAAAUAGAAACAAAUCUAGAGAAUCUGAACACCAGGUAACACCUACACGUCUCCCACCGGAUAAGCUAAGGUCAGUUCGCAAGCCGAGUUUUAUUUCCAAGGAGGCCAUUCUUAAGAUUGAAAAAUCUACUACGCAAUUGACAUCUCGAUUUCUCGAGCAUGAUCGUCUGAGUCGAGAACUACGGGCGAAAAUAAAGCAAUUAUCCACCCAACGGCGUCAGAUCCACAAAAACGAGGAUGAGGUGGUCAGAAGAAACCCUGAAUCGGAGCAAGAAAUUGAGGAUAUCAAAAAAUCUUUAGAAGACGAAAUGGCCUUACUGGACAAGACCCUCGUGUACAUCUCUACUCACUAUUAUGAUUUACCACCCGAAUCAGAGCCCGAACCUGUUUCUGCCGCAGAUAUCAGUUUAGAUCCUUCAAAGAGAAGCCAGAACCCAAUUUUUACGCCCUACAUGUCCCCCUUCCCAAAUUAUUCCUCAAGUCCUUAUAAUAGUACUCUCAAUCAAUCCCUUUUGCGCUUACUAGGCACCCGCCCUCCUCCCCCGGCGCUCAUCGCGAGAAUCUGCUAUAACCUGCUUAAUUCUCCACAUCCCCCAAACGUACAGACUUACAACAUUCUCAUUGAACGACUCACACGUGUCCGCAAUGGCUCUCUCGCUCACAUCGUGUUUCGAAAUAUGCUUGAAGGAGGCCUCGGCCCUGGAGGAAAACCCAACGAAGACACAGUGGUUCGCAUGAUCAAUCUCUGCGUCAAAACCGCCGAUCGGGAAGGGUUCGAGCGUAUCGCCAAAAUCACGAGUGAGAGAAAUAUGGCUCGGUGGUGGGGCUUUGGGAAAAACAGAACCGCGAAAACUAGAGAGCAGAAGAGACGGGGAAAGUUGACUCUGGAGGCGUUGAUUCAUGGCGCUGCCCGUUUCGGAAAGGCGCAACAGGUAAGGGUUUAUACACGUGCAAUGUCGAGGGAAUGCCCGGAUGAUCCGAAACCAAGUAUCCCGUUGUAUACAUCUAUUAUGCGAAUGUGGAGGGAAAUGAAAGAGUGGGACCGAGGACUGCGUUGUUGGAGGGAUAUCAUGAGGCGGGAUAGAGAGUGGAACCGCCACGGACUAGGCAUGCCUGCGGAUAUCAGGGCUUUUCGCGAAAUGUUGAGAUUGUGUCGGGUUUGCAAUAAGGAGGAAAUUCGCAAUGGGAUAAUCCGGUUGGCCCUCGACAGGGGAUUUGAAGAGUCAGAGUUACUGGGCCGCCUCGAUAAGACUAAGGGACUGUGGGUUAGGAACACCAACAAAACACCACAUAUUAGGGGUAUGAGGAGGGAAACGAAGAGGGAUGAUGUCGAAAUUCUCGGUUCAUUAGAGGAAGGGUGGGAGGAUUUGGAACCGGUGAAAAAACUCGAUGCCCAUAGUGCCAGUUCGCGCUCGUCGGAUCGUGUGAAUUCUCGGGUUUGGCACGACAUUCUAUCUCGGCGUAUGCGCGAGGUUCGAGAUGAUCGCUUUGUUGGUAGAAACCUGAAAGACCAACUUAAGGAACACCACCGAAAACGAGAAGAAAGGCGGGAGGCUUUGAAGGGGAGGUCCUUUCAGGAUCAACACGACAGUUCAAGCAAAGCGGGACUGGAGGGAUAG
Messenger RNA from Morchella importuna, 2109 nucleotides. RefSeq lists its product as uncharacterized. NCBI's taxonomy places the organism in Eukaryota, Fungi, Ascomycota, Pezizomycetes, Pezizales, Morchellaceae. The transcript has a single exon. The record is from RefSeq and is a predicted model, not a curated record. Bases 1 to 2109 code for a protein of 702 amino acids. Gene Ontology annotation, molecular function: protein binding.